Molecule: messenger RNA, 1965 nt
Organism: Klebsormidium nitens
Lineage: Eukaryota; Viridiplantae; Streptophyta; Klebsormidiophyceae; Klebsormidiales; Klebsormidiaceae
Source: the annotation of a GenBank genome assembly
CUAGGUACCUAUCCAACCAUUCAUCUACGGCGCAUGUCAGCCUUCAGUGGAAGGGAGCUGGAAGGAGCAGAACAAGGUUUGCAAAAUGCGAAAGAGCUGAAGAAGAGGUCAAAGAUAAGGUAGCUGCUCUUGCUUCACUAGGGCUUCACUCUUGCAUUGCUUUGGCGGCAGCUAUGGUUGCCAGCCUGCGCUGGCAAAUCUUAUGCAUGUACCGGCAGAUGGAGAACACCUCAGACCUGGUUGAAGCAUUGCGGAAGCUUGGGGGGGGGAGCAUCUCUCGCAGAGUGCAGCAAUAUCUGCUGGAAAAGGUGGUGCAAGAUGAGGUUGUCAAGAGGUGUCCUCCUGAAGUAACAUACACCGCACGCCUCCUGAAGCUGGUAAUCUUGGGGGCAGAAUCUGAUGCGCUAAGGAGGCGUGGAGCGGACAGCGAUGAUGAAGAGGAGCCAGUGCUUGAGGAGACAUAUGCAGAGCAUGCAAAGUACAUGGAGGCUGUGUCCCGACUGGAGCAUGACGACUCUCUGGAUGCGAAGUGGUGCUACCGGACUUAUGCGUACGCGACUCCCACUGCAAAUCUUGAAGGUCUAUUGCAUCAACCAAGAUUUUCAAACGGGUCAACAAUAGCUGAGCGCGCCAGAGCUUCCGAUGGUACCCAGGAAGUUGCCGAGCAAGCAAGGGUCGCUUCGUCUGUUUCCCGAGCAGCCUCCAAGAAAACGUCACCUUCGAUGGACCCCUCAACAUUAGAAGCAGAUGACGGAACCCUCUCCGGAGAAUCGACAAACCCAGCGUUAACCCAACUUGUUACGGUCCGGGUUUCUCUUAACCUCUUUGAGGGCGGCACGGGCUGCACCACAUGGUCUGCUGGCUUCUACCUGGCUGAGUUUGCGCUAACCCAUCCCGAAACCUUCGCCGGAAAACGAGUCCUUGAGCUGGGAGCCGGGGCCGGGGUUCUCGGCGUGGUAAUUUCCAGGUUACCGGGGGUUAGCGACCUUGUUCUCACUGACGGGAACGAGGAGACGUUAGAGAAUCUACGGGGAAACCUCAGCCUAAACGAAGUGGAAACGAGUACAGAAAAAUCGGACGUGGUGAGAAGCUCGAAACGGCCAGAUACCAGCGGACACUUAUAUUCCAUACCGCCGUCCGAUUCCAGGGGCCAUCCACAUGCGAGCGGCAGUCCGAAACCCCCGGAAUCUCCGGGGUCGAGCGCGCAUCCGGAUCCCGUUGGAUCUCUCGAGUCCCCCACAAGUUCUGGCUGCACUGGGUCUUCAGGAUCCCGCGGGCGUCCGCUUUCUGCUGAGCGUACGGAUGGCAACAGUGCGGACGCACAGGGGGUUCUGAGAAUUUGGAGCGAGUUCCUGGAUUGGGAAGACGUGUCGGAGCUGCAAUUGCGGGAGUAUAACGCUGACGUGAUAUUGGGAGCAGACGUCUUGUACGAUCCAGGGGUCAUACCGGACCUGGUCCGGAUUCUGCUUGUCACGCUAGUGGCGCGUGGCAGCAGCUUAGGAGCUACCUUACCAACCUCUACGGUCGUAAAUGAUGUUCCAGAGUCUGCAAGCGACAGGAGCGGGAAGGUUGCAUAUAUUGCAACUGCAAUCAGGAAUGUAAGCACGCUGGAAAGAUUUGUUCUGGCAGUCAAAGCAGCGGGUUUAUCGAUUGAACUGGUUGCUCAACAGGAGGAAGACUGCUUUCAGUAUUGCCGCUGGAUGAAGCGAGAACAGAUUCGUCUCCAUCGGAUCACCUGCGAAAACUGAGACGUGGUUAUCGAACUGAACGCGCGGCGUUUUGAUGCGAUCAGGGAUCCUGUCGAAGUCUUAAUUGGGUCAAUCAUUUCUCAUGUUCAAUUAUGUUCUCAGCCCGAGUGGAUCAACCGGACAAUCAACGAUGAGUGCGGCUAUCAUAAAGUUGACAGUUCAGUUAAGCCUGCAGCUACAAUUUCUUUCUGUCUUUGCUACCCUUCUAUCAUGGCAC